AUGAUUAUGACCAAAGAGGGAGGCGACGAUAGUUUUUCAUUUCAAAAAUUUGUGUUUAUUGUGAGCCGAAAGCAGUACGUCCAAUCCCUGGAAAGCGAAGAAGUACUUUUAAUCGGAGGAGACUUCAACGGACAUGUCGAUUCCCGGAAAGACGGAUUCGAGAGUUGUCAUGGUGGAUGCGGCUAUGGAGCUCGUAACGACGAUGGGUUGCGAAACCUGGAGUAUGCUGUUGCAAGUGACUUGAUCAUUGCUAACACGCAGUAUCGGAAAAGAAAAUCGCAUUUGAUCACGUACACCAGCGGAGGUCGUGAAACACAAAUAGAUUUCUGGAUGUUACGCCGACGAGAUCGCCGACUUCUGCAGGAUUCAAAAGUCAUCCCUACAGACCAUGUCGCUGCCCAACACCAUCUGCUCGUUAUGGACUUGAAAAUCUCCCGUCCAAGGAAGAGAUAUCCAAGGACUGAAACACAGCGCAUCAAAUGGUGGAAUCUGAAGGAUCGAAAGGAGGUAUUUUUCGCGUCCAUGGCUCCAUCUACACUUCCCCACCCUACUCGUAGUGUGGCGGAAAUGUGGUUGUCUACUUCCAGUGUUAUACGCUUGACCGCAGAAAACACUCUGGGAAAGACGACUCUACGUAAGCCAAAGGUACAAAAGGCUACGUGGUUUUGGAACGAGGAAGUUCAGGCGGCAAUUCGUGAGAAGAAGUCCAAGUAUAAGCUCUGGUGGAGGACGCGUCAGCCUGAAGAUCGGGGUGCUUACCUAGCGGCGAAGAGGAAGGCUAAGAAGGCAGUCUCCAAGGCGAAGUCGGACCGCUACAAGGCUGUGUACGACAUGCUUGAUAUCAGAGAAGGCGAGCGGGCAGUGUAUCGUUUAGUUAGAGAACGUCAUCGCUCAACGUUGGAUAUGGAGCACACCAAGAUCGUUAAGGGAGCUGAUGGAGCCGUUCUGCGCCGCUCUGGUCAGAUCCUGGAGAGGUGGCGAGAGUACUACAAUCACUUGUGUAACGAAGAGUUCUGUCGUCCUCCCAUCCCAACCGUUCCCAGCGUCGAGGGUCCUGUUCUACCACUUACUGCCGUCGAAGUCAGUGCUGCCCUCGCAAAAAUGAAGUCGAACAAGGCAACCGGUCCUGAUGACAUACCUGUUGAUAUCUGGAAGCUGCUAGGAGAUCGAGGGUCCAUGUGGCUCGCAACUCUAUUUAACAAGAUCGUUGCAGAAGGACGGACUCCAGACGUUUGGCAAACUUCCGUGACCGUGCCUGUCUGGAAAGGGAAAAGAGACAUUGCUGACUGCACCUCGUACAGGCCUAUACGACUGCUCUGCCAUACGAUGAAGGUUUUUGAGCGUGCCCUGGAAGCUCGUCUGAGGAAAAUUGUUAGCGUUUCACUCAACCAGUGCGGUUUUGUGAAGGACUGCAGCACUACGGAUGCUAUCCAUGCUGUCCGAAUCCUUCUGGAGAAACAUCGAGAAAAGAACCGCAGUGUGCAUCUUGCUUUUCUCGAUCUCGAGAAAGCUUUCGACCGUGUCCCACAUGAGCUGUUAUGGAUGUCCAUGAGGUCGCAUAGAGUACCAGAAGAAUAUGUGCGGUGGACGAAGCUGCUUUAUGCGAAGCCUACCAGCGUUGUACGAUGUGCUGUUGGAACAAGCAGGCCAUUCCCUGUACGAGUAGGGGUUCAUCAGGGUUCAUCCCUCUCACCUCUGCUGUUCAUACUGUGCAUGGACACGAUAACGAAGGAAAUCCAGAAGCAGCAUCCGUGGACUCUACUCUUUGCCGACGAUGUCAUGCUCGCGUCGGAGUCUCGAGAUGAUCUUCAGAAACAAGUGCAGUCUUGGAAGGAUCAGCUGCAGCAAUAUGGAUUGCGCCUCAACACAUCAAAAACUGAGUACAUGGAGUGCGGACCAAGGGUAGAGGAUGGUUCAAUUCGUGUUGAUGGCACCGAAUUAAACAAGGUGAACUGCUUCAAGUACCUUGGAUCCAAAGUGACUUCCACAGGCGACAUUGAUCAAGAAGGGGUACUGUGCGACAAGAAAGUCCCUGUUCGACUGAAGUCGAAGAUCUACAGGACGGUUGUGCGUCCUGUUGCCCUUUACGGAUGCGAGUGCUGGCCGACUAUGAAAGCCUUGGAAAGAGUGCUGCACGCUAUGGAGAUGCGGAUGUUGAGGUGGACGAUAGGUGUAACGCUAAAAGAGAAAGUAUCGAACGACACUGUGCGCUCCAUCUUCGGUGUCGUCCCGAUAACUGAAAAGAUGAAGGAGGCGCGACUGAGAUGGUUUGGUCACGUCUUGCGGCGGGAGGAAGAUUCUGUUGCCAAAACCGCUCUGAAGCUCGACGUUUCAGGAAUGCACGUUUGUGUACGGCUGAUGCAAUGGAUAGAACCAAAUGGAAGACAAGAAGCAGAAAAGCGGACCCUGCAACAACGCGGGACAAACGCUAGGAAGAAGAAGAAGAACUUGCUUCACCUGCUUCACCUCGAUUCUGCAUAUGUGAACAGAACUGUACCACCUGUAUUCCACGACUGUCCGUACGAAUUCAUUCCUGGUCGAGACGAAAAAUAUGCGCUUUGCAAUAUCACCAACGGAGACAGUCCUUGCUUCCUACUUAAGGAACUGCACAGAGCGAAGGAGUUCCGUAUUUAUGGAUUCGCUGUCGUACCAAUUAUACUAUCCAUUCUAGCGAUGAUUUUAAACGUGACCUACUUAGCUAUUCAGUUGAAAAUUUAUUUGAAAGAAGAGGAGAGCGCUCGGAAAAGGUACCUUUUCCUCAUAAGUCGGACCUUGAGUACAAUUAUGGCUCUUCUUCUCCUCUACGUGGUUAUCAUUUGUUGGAAGGCUAGCGGCUUCUCCUACGCAAGUGUCAUGAUAUUUCUGCUUCUCGGUGGUCUCAACUUCCUUUCUAUUACAGGAACCUACAUCGCCCUGUCAAUAUUGCUUUACACAGCAAUAGUUCACCCAUUUUAUUAUCACUCAGAGUUAACAAUAAAACACUGUUAUGUGCUGAUCGCCCUUAUAUCGCUUUUCUCAACGAUAGCAUCGACUUGUGUCGGUCUCUGGGGAGCAACGCUUUUUUAUCCGGACAGCGCGCCCGUAUCCUGUACGUUCCGAGGGUGCCAGAAGCCAUUGGCCAUAUUAAUUGUGAUUGGGCUUUCAAUGUCGUAUGGGUCUGUUCUCGGCAUCUAUGCUGCGCUCAUCAUCAGACUACAAAUACGUCUGCGGCGCAGUCGAAUUUCUCUCGAUAGAACCACAAAGUCAGAUCACAACGACGAACGUCAGCUGACUCAUAUGAGGGCAAUGAAUCGACUGGGCAUGAAUAUGGUCACUUUUGCCGUCGGCUCAGUUCCUAUCCUUAUCGUGUGUAUCGUAGCGAUGGUGAACCUAAGAAGUCUAUCUUCGUUAGCUGCACGCGGAAAUAAUUCCUAUGAUAUAUCGUCAAUGUUACAUGUUGAUACAUCAAUGUUUCUGCUUCGAAUUAUAACAAAAUUUAGUGACAAAAAGCUAUCACUAUAG
This is a messenger RNA of Necator americanus (New World hookworm), 3501 nucleotides long. RefSeq lists its product as uncharacterized. The record is from RefSeq and is a predicted model, not a curated record. The coding region runs from base 1 to 3501 and encodes 1166 amino acids. The transcript has 12 exons. Gene Ontology annotation, cellular component: membrane. NCBI's taxonomy places the organism in Eukaryota, Metazoa, Nematoda, Chromadorea, Rhabditida, Ancylostomatidae.